Ochlerotatus camptorhynchus is the source of this 215-nucleotide messenger RNA. RefSeq lists its product as uncharacterized. NCBI's taxonomy places the organism in Eukaryota, Metazoa, Arthropoda, Insecta, Diptera, Culicidae. The record is from RefSeq and is a predicted model, not a curated record. The transcript has a single exon. The coding region runs from base 1 to 186 and encodes 61 amino acids.
AUGCCGGAGAAAAAGCUAAAAGGUGGUCACAUGGCCAUCAUCGAGAACUGGUACCAUCAGAUUCCCGCCUUUACCGAUGUGUUUACCGAGGAAAGCUUCUAUAUGUUUGCUGUAUGCUUCGUGCUGACGACCAUUGCCGUGGUGUUGAUCCUGUCGCGGUUUAUCACACUGAAGCCGGUUGACUAACGUAACGGCAAAGGAUACCAGGUCGAGAU